AUGGCAAGCCAAGCCGGUCCUGAGGCUGAGGAGGUUGGGUGUGUGCUAGGAAGUUGGCGGAAAGCACGACAUAAAGAGGAAGCCCCUGGAGAGGAUAAGAACCUUCAACACGGGAAACUCCUUCACGACGGAAGCAAGUUUGAACGGUUGGAGGAUGAAUGGACGAGGUUGAGAUGGAGAGAGGUUUUGAUGUCGGUACCAAACAGGAGGCUGGCCGGACUGUGUCGGACUGUGUCGGACUGUGAAACAAGAGAGGCAAAAAGACAAGCCAAAAGGGACAAGCGAUGGAAUCGACCGGCUCAUGACAAAAGGCGCGUAUUUUCCAUGUAUUGUAUUAUGAUGUCUGGAGAGUGGAAAGGGGAACGGUUCUUCCAUCCAUCCAUCCAAAAGCAUGCAUCAAUGUGUGAGGGGAACCUGCUCGUCCGCCAAUAUAGCACACCUUUCUCCAAUCAAGCUGGGACAAGGCCUCUCCUGCUUAUACAGCGAGUUACAAGGAAUACCUCUCCCACUCCGAAACAACAAUACGGCUGGGCUGCGUCCGUCGCCUUGUGA
Histoplasma mississippiense is the source of this 552-nucleotide messenger RNA. RefSeq lists its product with no specific name. The transcript is spliced from 4 exons. NCBI's taxonomy places the organism in Eukaryota, Fungi, Ascomycota, Eurotiomycetes, Onygenales, Ajellomycetaceae. The record is from RefSeq and is a predicted model, not a curated record. The coding region runs from base 1 to 552 and encodes 183 amino acids.